Molecule: messenger RNA, 5632 nt
Organism: Dendrobium catenatum
Lineage: Eukaryota; Viridiplantae; Streptophyta; Magnoliopsida; Asparagales; Orchidaceae
Exons: 5
Coding region: 40-5340 (1766 amino acids)
Biological process (GO): DNA integration
Molecular function (GO): UDP-glycosyltransferase activity; nucleic acid binding
Source: RefSeq, a predicted model, not a curated record
CAUAUCAUCUUCCCCUCAGCCACAUAGGCACCGCCCACCAUGAGCUUCGAAGCCGAUGUCUAUGGUUCAAACACAAAAUCCCUCCACUUUCUUUUCGUGCCUCUCAUGGCACAGGGCCACAUGAUCCCCAUGGUCGACCUAGCUAGGCUCCUCGCGGCCUGUGGCGCCUUUGUUACCUUUGCCACUACUCCGAUCAACUUGGCCCGCAUUCAACCCAUUAUUGAUGGGGCAGCCGCCUCUGCCCUUCCGAUCCGCUUUGUCGAGCUCUACUUCCCAGCUAUGGAUGUCGGUCUUCCCGAUGGUUGUGAGAGCGCCGAACUCGUUCCGUCCGCUGAUUUGUUCCUCACAUUCAUGAAUGCUCUAUCUCUCCUCCGCAAACCGCUUGAGACCUACCUGCAUAGCCCUGACCUAGCUCGAUGGCCAAAGCCAACAUGUCUUAUCUCUGACAACCUUCAACAUUGGACAGCCGAUGUUGCCCGCACCCUUGAUGUCCCCCGUUUCAUCUUUCAUGGCCCAUCAUGUUUUUUCCUCUUAUGUGGACUCCUCAUCAAACAACAUAGGGUUGAGCUUGAGGUUGCGAUGGAGGAAACAUCAAGCGGGCCUAUCUUGCUUCCAGGUCUCCCACAUCCUGUUCGGGUCAACAAGCACGAGUUAACCUCGGUCAUGCGCUCGGACCCUAACUGGUCCAAAUACAUGGAAUCCGUCAGGGUGGCAGAAGAAUCGGCCGAUGGUGUGCUUGUCAAUAGCUUUGUCGAGCUUGAGCCUUGGUACUUUGAGAGAUAUCACGAAGUGACAGGCAAGCCAGUGUGGCCUAUUGGGCCACUCUCACUUUAUAAGGAAGAGCUUGAUGCCAAGGCGACACGCGGGAAAGUUUCGUCUAUUGACAAUAAGCUCCUCUUCCGGUGGUUAGACAACCAAAAGGCCGGUUCAGUGGUGCUCGUUAGCUUUGGAAGCAUUGUACGCAACACCAUAGCCCAGCUCAUGGAGUUGGGCUACGGGUUGGAAGCUUCGAGUCGACCAUUUAUUUGGGUUGUGACUGAAGUUGCUGAGAGGCAAGUUCCAGGGGUGGAGGAGUGGAUAACAGAGUUUGAGAAGAGGGUGGAGGGAAGAGGAAUGGUGAUAAAGGGUUGGGGACCACAAAUACUGAUGUUGGGGCAUGUAGCGGUAGGGGGCUUUGUGACACAUUGUGGUUGGAAUUCAACACUGGAGGCAAUAGCGACAGGGGUGGUAAUGGCUACAUGGCCACACUUCUUUGACCAAUUUUUAAAUGAGCAAUUAGUGGUGGAUGUUCUCAAAAUUGGGGUAGCAGUUGGCGUCGAAAAGCCGAAAUUGUUUGGUGUAGGAGAUGAUAAUGAGGUUGCGGUGAAAGUGACGAGGGGGGAGGUCGAGAAGGUUUUGGAGAGGCUGAUGGGGGGAGGAGAGGAAGGGGAUGAGAUGAGGGAGAGGGCAAAGGAGCUCAAGGAGAAGGCUAGAAUGGCUAUGGAGGAAGGAGGGUCUUCAUGGAAGGGAUUGCAGGAUGCAAUUAACUAUGUGUUAGAUAGCCAACAUAAAUACAAGGUCAUGCAACUCAAGAAUGAGUUACACAACAUAGCCAUGAAAAACAUGACUAUGCAAACCUAUCUUACCGAGAUAAAGAAGAUCAUGGACAACAUUGCCUCUGCUGGCUCCACAAUUGACACUGAGGAUAUCAUCCUCCAUAUUCUGAAUGGGCUUCCACCUGCAUAUCAAUCGUUUAAAACGGCUAUCCGGACACUACAGACCCCUCUCAAGCUUGAUAACCUUUUAUUGCUUUUAUUGAAAAACAAACGAAUCACAAAGUUAAAGCAAUUCGCACUGACGGAGGAGGUAUCUUGUCCAUAUACACCGGAACAGAAUGGAGUGGCAGAGCGCAAGCAUCGCCACAUUCUCGAUACAACCAAGACUUUGCUUCAUACGGCUUCUAUACCUCUUACCUACUGGUAUGAAGCAGUCGAUACAGCGGUGUACCUAAUCAACAGAUUUCCCUCUCACACCAACCAGAACUACUCCCUGCUACAACUAAUGUUCAACACUUCUCCGGACUACGCUCACAUGAGAACAUUCGGCUGCGCUUGUUUCCCUCUCCUCCCGCCGCAUUCUUUUAACAAACUUCAACCCAAAUCUGCUACCUGCGUGUUUUUGGGCUACUCAGACAAGCACAAAGGAUAUAAGUGUUUUAACCAAGAAACCAAUACCAUAACUAUCUCUAGACACGUUCAAUUCAUUGAGAACUUGUUUCCUUUUCAACAACAGUCUCCACCUCUCACCACACCAAUGCAAGCUCUGCCCACUCAACUUCUUCUACCGGUCUCCAAAGUGCAGGAAGGAUAUCGUCCUGCAUUGAUCAACUCCAGCAACAUACCAACUACGCUGCCUCCCCUACUCGAAUCUACAACUACAUCCCACUCACCGACCAGAAUCUCCUCUGCUCUAAAUCAAGAUCCUUCUUAUGUUCAGCCUACCACACAACAUCACAUGACAACUCGAUCCAAAACAGGUUCCCUUAAACCAAUCUCUCGUUUAAAUUUGCUUCAUCAGGUUGCUCAACUGGAAACACAAAAUGUCCCCACAAGCUACUCCGAAGCUAUCAAGCAUCCUGAAUGGCAUCAAGCUAUGGCAGAGGAGUUUGCGGCGCUUCAACAGCAAGGCACUUGGGACCUAGUCGCACCACCGUCCAAUGCAUCCAUUCUCGGGUGCAAAUGGACAUUUCACAAGAAAUUUAAUUCAGACGGGACAGUAUCAAGAUUCAAGGCUCGUCUCGUCGCACAAGGCAACCGGCAAGAACAUGGACUGGAUUAUGAAGAAACCUUCAGCCCCGUUGCAAAGCUGCCCACCAUCCGGGUUCUCUUCACCGUUGCAUUAUACAAUGGAUGGCAAGUGCAGCAGCUUGACGUCACGAAUGCAUUUCUUCAUGGCAGCCUGGACGAAACGGUAUUCAUGCGUCAACCCAAAGGCUUCGAAGACAACAUGUCACCGGACCACGUCUGCUGUCUCAAGAAAGCCAUAUACGGGCUCAAACAGGCUCCUAGACAGUGGUACACCACAUUCACUACUCAUCUCAUCAAUAUCGGUUUUCAGCAUAGCAAGGCAGAUCCCUCGCUGCUCGUCUACCGUCGGCAACACACUCAGCUGUUUCUACUUGUGUAUGUGGACGAUAUUCUAAUCACGGGCAACGACAACGAAGCCAUAGCCAAUCUUCUACACAACUUACACUCCAAAUUCACUAUGAAACAACUCGGCUUAGCUCGUCAUUUUCUCGGGAUCACUAUUCAAUCCACGCAAGAUAAGUAUUUUUUGUCACAGCAAUCUUAUGCUCAAUCUCUACUUGAGCAAACUAAUCUACAACAAUGCAAUUCUCUGUCUAAUCCAUCUUCUACUAAACAGCCCAUUCAAUUCAAACAAGACAAUACCAUUUCAGAUGCUGUCACCUAUAGGAAAAUCACGGGAGCACUUCAGUAUUUAACCAUUAAGCGUCCAGACAUAGCUCAUGCCACCAACACUCUGUCUCAGCAUACGCACGAUCCUCAACCCAUUCAUUUUCAUCUCUUAAAAUGUCUCCUUCGGUAUAUCCGUGGCACAAUCAACUUCGGACUACCUAUUACAAAAUCCUCCAUGAUCCUUCGCACUUUCUCAGACGCCGACUGGGCAGGGGAUCCGAUAACCAGGAAAUCAACAUCUGGUUUUUGCACUUUUCUAGGAGACACACUGGUUUCCUGGACCGUGAAGAAGCAGCACACCGUAUCUCGAUCGUCCACAGAAUACGAAUACAGGGCAUUGGCCGCAGCUACCGCGGACACAAUCUGGUUGAAACGUCUUCUUGCUGAUUUCAACAUUCUGCACAAUACCCCGAUUGCAGUGUAUUGUGACAAUACAUCGGCAAUAGCUUUGGCGAACAAUCCGGUCUUCCACGCACGCACGAAGCAUAUUGAGAUUGAUCAAAGAUUCAUCCGAGAUCAUAUUUCAAACAAAACCAUCAGUUUUCUUCCAAUAAGCACUGUGGAUCAGAUCGCAGACAUAUUUACCAAACCUCUUCCUACUCUUCGGUUCAAAUAUUUGCGAUCCCAGCUGACGAUCAUAGAGGAAUCGCAAUCCGGCGAACUCUUCUCUCGCUGGCACACUCGUUUCCACAAGGCCUACCUACGCAUUCCAGACAAGGCUGGAUGGCCCAAGCCUGAUUGUCUCAUCUCUGACAACCACCAUCAUUGGACUGUUGAUGUCGCGCGGCCCCUCAACAUUCCCCGUCUCAUCUUCCAUGGCCCAUCUUGCUUCUUCCUCUUGUGCGAUCACCUCAUAAAUCGACAUAGAGCUGGGCUUGAGGUUGCGGUGGUGGCAGCGUCAGAUGGGUUCACUGUGCUUCAGGGCCUUCCACAUCCCAUUCGAAUCAGCAAGCAAGAUGUGUUCACGCUCUCGCCCUCGGACCCUGACAAGUCCAAAUACAAGGAAACCAUUCGAGUGGCAGAAGAAUCUGCCGAUGGUGUGCUUGUCAACAGCUUCAUGGAGCUUGAGCCCUGGUACUUUGAGAGGUACCGUGAGGAAAAGAGCAAGCCAGUGUGGCCUGUAGGGCCACUCUCACUCUAUAAAGAAGAGCUUGAUGUGAAGGCGGUACGUGGGAGGGCUUCAUCUAUUGACAACAAGAUCCUCUUCCAAUGGCUAGAUAGGCAAGAGGUUGGUUCAGUGGUGCUAGUGAGCUUUGGAAGCAUCAUACGCAACACAAUGGCCCAACUCAUUGAGUUGGGUCACGGGCUGGAAGCAUCAAGGCGACCAUUCAUUUGGGUGGUGAAGGAACUGAUGGAGGAGAAGGUCACUGGGGUGGAGGAGUGGAUAACAGAGUUUGAGAAGAUGGUGGAUGGGAGGGGAAUGAUAAUAAGGAGGUGGGCGCCGCAGGCGGUGAUAUUGGGGCAUGUAGCGGUGGGUGGAUUUGUGACACAUUGCGGGUGGAACUCGAUAUUGGAGGCACUAGCAACAGGAGUGGUUAUGGCAACAUGGCCGCAUUUCUAUGACCAAUUCUUGAAUGAGCGAUUGGUGGUGGAGGUGCUCAAGAGUGGGGUGGCUGUUGGAAUCGAACAAACAGAUUAUUUAGGUGUAGAGAAUCGUAAUGAAGCAGAGGUGAAAAUGAGGAGGGAGGAGGUUGAGAGGGUUGUGGAGAAUUUGAUGGGGGGCGGAGAGGCGGGGGAAGAAAGAAGGCAGAGAGCAAGGGAGCUUGGCAAGCAAGCAAGGGCAGCCAUGGAGGAAGGGGGGUCUUCAUGGAAGGGAUUGCAAGAUGUAAUCAACUAUGUAUCAGAACAUCACAGAAAGUACCAAGAGGCAAACAUUUCAUGCUAAUAAAUUUGUAUAAGAAACUUCUUUUCAUGACUAUUUGAUGAUAAAUGAAUCUCCAUGUAAAAGUAACUGUUGAUAAAAAUUUUUAUUGGAGUUUUCAUAAGGAAUAUGAUUAAUAAAUAAUGCGCAGUUGUUAUAUAGGUUUUGUUAAGGAUUAUGUCGUCAUUUAAUGAUUGAGAAUAUUUUAUGAUCUAAUACAGCUACACUAACAUGGCUCUGUAGUUCUUCAUGCGAUUUUUUUAUGUAGAAAACUUUAAAUAUGUAUGUCAUAAUAUUUUUAAAGCCUUAGAUUCAA